UAACGAGGUGUCUGGAGUGCAGAACAGAUAGUGAGCAGUGCUGAACGAGAGGAGAGAGAGUAAGAGAGGGACAUACGAAGGGGCUGAUGCCCAAAGGGACUUGUAUUAUCUUUGCAUGAGUCGAUGUGCGCUUGUGUGCUUGUGGGGGAUGUUCCAAAUGAAGAAGCAGCCCUGGAGGUGGAAGUGAGAAAGACGGAGAGAGAGAAAAAACUGCUUGCUAUAAUGUUAACAAACCAGAAGAGGAACUAGGAAUGCUGAAGCUUAUGGGUUUUACAAAGAGAGUGUUCAAGGGAAAGGGAGAGACAGACGGAGAAAUUAACAACACUUGUGUAUGUCCAGAGUAGUUCAGACGGAGAUUUACAAUGGGUACUGUCAGUGAACUUUGUGCUUCAAGCUUCCAGGCAUUCUUGUGCCCAACUGUUCUUGUCAAGCCAGAAACUGUCUCAAAUGACUGGAACAGCCUUCCUGAGGAAGCAGCUAAAGCAAAAUCUGUUCCUUCAGACCUGACUCCAGAGGAGCAGCAGGAACUAGAAAAUAUCCGGCGCAGGAAGCAAGAGCUUCUAGCAGACAUUCAGCGCCUUAAAGAUGAGAUAGCAGAGGUCACGAAUGAACUUGAGAACUUGGGAUCCACGGAAGAGAGGAAAAACAUGCAGAGGACUAAACAGGUAGGGCAAGGCCGGAAGAAGUUCAACAUGGACCCCAAAAAGGGUAUACAGUUCCUGAUUGAGAAUGAUCUUUUAAAGAACACCUGUGAAGACAUUGCUCAGUUCCUCUAUAAAGGUGAAGGCCUGAACAAAACUGCCAUUGGCGACUACCUGGGAGAAAGGGACGACUUCAACAUCCAGGUCCUUCAUGCUUUUGUGGAGCUACAUGAGUUUACAGAUCUCAAUUUGGUCCAAGCCUUGCGGCAGUUCUUGUGGAGUUUCCGACUGCCAGGUGAAGCGCAAAAGAUUGAUCGAAUGAUGGAGGCAUUUGCACAGAGAUACUGCCAGUGCAAUCCUGGUGUUUUUCAGUGCACAGAUACUUGCUACGUGCUGUCAUUUGCCAUCAUAAUGCUGAACACAAGUCUUCAUAACCCCAAUGUAAGAGACAAACCUAGUGUGGAAAGAUUCAUCUCUAUGAACAGGGGCAUAAAUGAUGGUGGAGAUUUGCCAGAGGAUUUGCUCAGAAAUUUGUAUGAGAGUAUUAAAAACGAACCUUUUAAAAUCCCCGAGGAUGAUGGGAAUGACCUGACACACACCUUCUUCAACCCUGAUCGUGAAGGGUGGCUCCUGAAACUUGGUGGCAGGGUGAAAACUUGGAAACGUCGCUGGUUCAUUUUGACAGACAACUGCCUAUAUUAUUUUGAGUAUACCACAGACAAAGAGCCUCGUGGGAUCAUCCCAUUAGAAAACCUCAGUAUUCGAGAGAUUGAAGACUCUAAAAAGCCUAACUGCUUUGAGCUGUACAUCCCUGAUAAUAAAGAUCAGGUGAUUAAAGCAUGUAAGACAGAGGCUGAUGGCCGUGUGGUAGAAGGCAAUCAUACUGUGUACCGAAUAUCUGCCCCAACCCAGGAGGAAAAGGACGAAUGGAUAAAGUGCAUCAAGGCUGCCAUCAGUAGGGAUCCUUUUUACGAGAUGCUAGCAACACGAAAGAAGAGGAUUUCCUCCACUAAGAGGCAUUAACUGGACAGAUGACAGUCCCCAAGUCAGCUGGGGAUGCAGUCUUAACAUCUGAAUGAAUGCCUGCCAGGCUGGUAAAGACAGUCCAGUUAACUGGUUGCAUAGCAAACCCCUCUGAACUUCCUGGAAACUACUUUUUUACUUUUAAAUGGACAGAUACAUAUCUGAAAACAAAUCAGGGUUUUUGUUCUGUGGCCUUCUGCCUGACUUUUUCCUUGAGACUCAAGGAAACUGAUACUUAAGCAGUUAACUUAAAUUGACUCUCUUUGUCUCUCUCUCUCUCUUCCUCUCACUUCAGCAGGUCUGAUUGUGAAGCUCAAGUUUUCAUUUUCUGUAAUAAACAUGUUAUAUAUAUACGUGCACACACAAAUAUCUGUAUAUAUUUUUUCCUGUCACAGAAUGCUCUCUGAUCCUUAUGGAGGAGAUACCUCUAUUUUGAGUUUGGCUUAAGAGAGAUUUUUUUAAACAAUUUAAAUAAGGAUUUUGUAUUACAACUUAAGGGUAGCCCACAUUCAUCUUUUCCUGCACUGUGGUAAGAAAGCUGAGGCAUGCGGUGUUAAGACAAAGUGAAUAGUUUUUAGGUGAUGGAACAAAUUGUCUUGUUGCUUGUUACACUCAUAUUCAGUUUCUUGGAGAAGUGUUGCAAGAGAUAGCUGUGUUCAGAAGGUUUUUCAGGUGGUGCCAUUACCUCUCAAAAGAUGAGUGCAGCUAAGUUGACUAGAAACUUUGAAAGCUUUCAUAAACCUAAAGCUGUUGGAUUAAAGUUCAGCAGACUGCACAAUAGAAGAAAAAGUGUAUUUUUUUGUUGCUGUAGAACAGAAUUAUUGUGUUAAGUUGUAUGUGAUGAGAAGUGCACUUUCCCUAGCAGUCUGACUUUAGUGUUGCAGGUUCCCAAGUGCUCUGACAAAGAGCUAUAGUCCUCAGUGAUAGUAUCUUGAUUUCCCAUUGCUGUUCUGUCAUGGUACUUUGUGUUUUAUAAUUCCCUUCUAGUGAUUAGCAGAGGUAAUGCAGUGCAGAUUCUGGGAGGUCCUGACGUAAGAUGUAUUAGAGGGUGUGUACUCCCCAUUGGACAUUCCUGAAUGCCCCAGUGUUUUGUAGGAUGUGGUAAGAGUUUUGUUCUGCUGCUUUCUAAGAUUAGGAGUACUCGACUGUAAUAGGUUAGUAGUGACUUAGAUGUGAAUGUUCAGAAAUGUGUCUCUCUAAUGCACAGCACUGGCAGAGCAACUGUACUGCUACUUAUUGCAAGUCUCUGAAUGCUUAAUGUGUGUUCGCACAGUAAGCUACAGCAGUCAUGCCCAACAGUAGGUGGAACAUUCCUCUACUCUGCUUUAGCAGAGAGAGAUGGGACAGUGAUGGUGAUACAGGCUUGCAGGUGUCCAAGCAUCUGGCAUUGUUAAGACAGAGCAAGAACUACAAUGGAUCUUCCAGGGACUGUGCUGUGAUGAAGUGAAAAGUACAUCAUGCUGGCUGUACUUCAGGUUAUUGGUUGUGCUGUUCAAAUCUGCAGGGGCUAGUGUGAUCCUGUAUCCAUGUUGUAAGUUCAUGGAUAUCCUGACAUACUACAUUAUGGUAGUUGUUGCAGUCCUCUUUAUUUAAAGCUGUUGCUCAUUCUGUUUCAAAAGCCAGAAAUAUUUCUGGUUUUGGAGAUGUGUUUUAUGUCCAAAAAGUUCAGCACUUGUGCCUUGGUCACUAGUUCCUGUGUAGGUCAUUCAGACUUUGAAGAUGGAGCCCCCCUCUGAUUAAAUAGCUGUAUUACAGUUAAAGGUGGAGACGUGGCUAUAAAGGAAGGAUAGCAAUCCAUAGCCUGUGCCUUUAGAUCACAGGUUCCAUAUGAAAAAAAAAAAUACAGUUUUAUGUGCACUUUUUUUAAAACGUUGAGUCUAUUUAGGAAUGUCUCCAAAUGCUAUAAUUAUUGGUGUAAGUGGAGCCAGAAGAAUGGUUUUGCAUAGUAUGUAUUAACAGAAAAAUGCCGAAGUAUUAAGAUAACAAACUGCUUAUAUACUGGAAUAUGACAUGUAGUAUAUGAGUAUAAUCGACUUGUUUUAAAGGCUGCAUAUUGUGAAUAUUCUUAUUAUGAAGGCUGCAGAGCAGCUACAGGUAUUUCCUUGGGCAGACAGUUCAGCAGCUGCAACCUGCACUCCCUCCCCAAAAAUGUUUUACCAAAAUCCAUAGAUGCAAUACAAAGUCCUGUUUAAAAUAAGUAAUUAGUUGAGAAAUGAUGACAAAGCAUUUCCUGCUUUAUUGUCUAGUAUUUUGAUUCAUUUGGUAAGUUCAGGGCAUUUUGGGUUGGAGUCAGCGUUUACUCCCCCCAUCCCCAUGAUUUUAGACUCUUUUAUAGUGUAAUGCAGACCAUAGUACAUUAUGGUCCUUAUUUCACAUCAGUUUUGCUGUACUCGGUUCCAGCACACUGUUGCCAUUUUAGUUAAUGCAAUGAACAAAACAUGUCUUGUUAUUGUCAUUUAUAUCUUCUGCUUCCGAGGCAGAGUUCCCAAGGUUUAACAUACUAAAGGAGAGAAGAACAAAAAUGAAAAUGGGUCAUUGUCGUUUGUUAUAAUUUUAAAUGGUCUUUGUCAUGUUUCGUCUGUUUUUAUUUUCUGUUUCAGUGCACUGGGUUUUGAAUGGAGAAUGCAGAAACAAGACCCUGCUGACUCAGCAGUAUUAGUAUAUUUAUCUGAGAUGUAUAUACUCAAUGUGAAAUAAUUAUUUUUUUUGUUUUCUUUUAGGUUCUUUUGUAUUUGUUUAAAGCAUUUAUGCAUUUAUGUAAUAGUAAAGAAAAAUUCAUUGUGUCCGCAUUUGUUUUUGUGUUAUUUCAUUAAAUUUGCAAAAAUGGUUCAGAACUUAA
Molecule: messenger RNA, 4503 nt
Organism: Protopterus annectens (West African lungfish)
Lineage: Eukaryota; Metazoa; Chordata; Ceratodontiformes; Protopteridae
Product: cytohesin-1
Exons: 14
Coding region: 363-1664 (433 amino acids)
Biological process (GO): regulation of ARF protein signal transduction
Molecular function (GO): guanyl-nucleotide exchange factor activity
Source: RefSeq, a predicted model, not a curated record